AUGUUCAUUUAUCUACCCAGUACUGCACAGAACACCGACAGUAAGAUGACGAUAAGAAAACCACUUCACAACCGAGGCGAACCAUAGAAAAGAAGAUGUUGUCUUUGUAUUGUGAUUCCAUUAACCGCAAGUAAUUGUUAAUAUUAUAAAUCCAGGGUAAACCACAGUAACUCUAUUGCGCCUCUACCUUGUGCCGCGAGCGGUUGCGAAAGGCAUUUACUCUAGCAGAGCAUACAGUUUUUGGUCCGGGCCCACUUUUCUUUUUUUCAGCAAAAAAGAUGGUAUUAAGCAGGGCAGAGGUACUCCGCCAGGAAGCCCGAAAAACGGAAAGAAGCAAUACUCAACCAGGCUGACUUGAUCGAUGUCUUUUCCGUUCACCAGCGCUGUCCUUCAUAAGAAUUUCACCGAGUAAACUAAAUACCUAUCAUGGAUCAGCCGGUGGCAUUUGCUCCCGCCCCCGAACUUUUGAUUUUUCCAGACCCAUAUCUAGGAAACCCGAUAAUCCGGGAUUUUCUCAUCUUGCGCAGCCAGCGAAAUGGUGGCGUUGAAUCAGAGGUACCAACACCCAUAGACAAUCCCUCGUCAUGCCUCAGCGAUUCGUUUCUGCUGUCUCAGGACUCCGUGUUGUCACUUGGGCACACGCGUCCACCACCUAGGGAUGAGAGCCCGGAUUCGGAUCCUAUUGUGGAGCCGAAUGGCCAGGCACUAGGGGGAUCCUUGCCAAGUGCCGAGUUUGCACCCAUUCUUAACACCGAUUCCGAGGAGCUGAACUUCCGGACUGACAGAGAUGCUACAGUGUUUGUGCCUACACGUGCACUGUCGACAUUAACGCGCUUUGGUAGAUUAAUGGAGGAUCUCGAGGUGCUGCAGGGAAUUCGUGUGGCCAGAUUUCUGGAUGUAGCAGACGGCGAAUCAGAGUCCGAAUCAGACGAAAACUCCUUUUCUGAGCUGAUGCUUGCUGUAGAGACGCAAGUCACUAAAGCAGCCCCAAGAAAUAUUGUUGAGUGGCUAGCAGAAAGCUUUCGACAGCUGCGCAAAACAAGACCGUCAUCCAUAGAUGGUAUCAUCAUGCUGCAUGAAGCAUCACGGGCAGCACACGCUGCAAAUCAAAAACGCCAGCGUAUGCGCUGGAAUUCGUUAAGAUCCCAAAGAGCAUGUGAGACCAGCAAAAGCAGCAAUGUGUUUGCACGGCUACUCAAGCGCUGGCGCAGACCAAAAGCACCCACACCACAGCCUUCCUUCUUGAUCAACCGGCUGCUGAAAGAACGCUUUUCCAAUUACUUUUAGCGAGACACUAUAUAUGUGUUACUAUGUGUGAGACAGCACUUCCGAGGCGUUUUAGCGGAAUUAGAUGAAACACGAAUUGUCAUUCUCGUGGAACUUGCAUACUUAUUAUCAAAUGUGGAAAACCCAGACACGAGGUACAAGGACAUCGUUUGGGUGUGGCCAAAGAAAAAUCUAGCUGAGAUGUUAUUUGAAAAACAACCCAGUUAUUCUAAAGGAUAAGUGUCUCUUGUAGGUCCGAAAUCAUUCAAGAGAAAGUUUUUAUAGAAAAGG
This is a messenger RNA of Metschnikowia bicuspidata var. bicuspidata NRRL YB-4993, 1557 nucleotides long. RefSeq lists its product as uncharacterized. NCBI's taxonomy places the organism in Eukaryota, Fungi, Ascomycota, Pichiomycetes, Serinales, Metschnikowiaceae. The coding region runs from base 427 to 1287 and encodes 286 amino acids. The record is from RefSeq and is a predicted model, not a curated record. The transcript has a single exon.